UUCACAUCUGUGCCAUCAAGCAAGGUGACAUCAUGAGGGUCUACGUCCUCGUGCUGCUCCUGGCGCUAGUGGCUGUGCCGGCCCGGUCGACGGAUGGGCAACGAGACGAGUCAGGAGCUGUAGUCGCCGACGCGGCCGGAGAUGCAGUUCAAGACGCGGAAAAGUCCAGAGUAGUGUCUGUUGAAGACUCCGAGGGAGAGUCCGACGAAGACUACGAGGUAGAGUCCGAGGGAGAGUUUGAUGAAGACUCAGACGAAGACUCCGAGGGAGAGUCCGACGAAGACUCCGAGGGAGAGUCCGACGAAGACUCCGAGGGAGAGUCCGACGAAGACUCCGAGGGAGAGUCUGAGGAAGAGUCUGACGGAGACUACGAUGAAGAGUCCGACAAAGAUGACUAGGAGGAGGUUAAGAAAGUGACGAAGGCAGAGGAACAAGAGGAUCCCGAGGAAGACUUGAAAUAAAUGAUUAAAGAUUGAAAAGUGCGCAUGAAUCGUAACAAAACAGCAGCUCCGCUCCAAUUAUACUUACAGGCUAACGGUGAUUAUUUGGGGGAUUUUGGAACCCCCGAAUCCCACAAAAAUGUAACGUUCAUAAAAGUCCCCUCUGUGGCUUAACAUCCCUGCUCUGCUUCUAAUUCGGAGAAUUUUACUUCAUGUAGCUGUUCUUUUUCUGUACCUGUUUUACCGGGUAACACGAGGAAUUCAAUUGCCCAAUGACCUUGGUUACCCACCACCCCCCCCAAAAAAAAAAAAUAAUAAUAAUAACGCAAGUCAAUGUAGCACCAAUCGGUAUACUAUGAAGAAAGAAAAUAAAAUUGAGUUGCCGCCCCCAACACAACUGCAAGCUCAUCGACAUCGCACGUUGAAUUAAAUCAUAAAAUCCUGAUGCGCAAAUGGUUUAAUCAUUUUCAUGCUACUUGAUUGUGGUGUUGUUUUUCAUUUCAUAAAAAAA
Messenger RNA from Syngnathoides biaculeatus (alligator pipefish), 951 nucleotides. RefSeq names its product clumping factor B-like. The record is from RefSeq and is a predicted model, not a curated record. The transcript has 3 exons. The coding region runs from base 33 to 398 and encodes 121 amino acids. NCBI's taxonomy places the organism in Eukaryota, Metazoa, Chordata, Actinopteri, Syngnathiformes, Syngnathidae.